GACGAACGAUCGGUCCAGCGGCGCGGAAAAGUGUCGAAAAAGCAAUAUUCUCACUAUCGCCAAACCGGGAAGUGUUUUCCAAUCGGUGCGUGAAACGUCGUUUUCCCCAGGCAUUGUGCGUCCGUAUGUGCAGUUCGUUCUUAUAUAAUACAAUCUGUUCUCGAGCGAAUUCUCCGUCCCACAUCCAGAACGUCGCCGUCGUCGUCGCCUAGCGCUGCACAGCCUGUUCUUAGUGCGGGCGAGGUGGUGCUGCAUACCACAAUAUUUUCCAUUUCGGUGCCCUCCCAAUUGAAGCAGAGGUGGAAAAAAAUAUUGCUCACCGUUUGCACUGGUGGCGGUUUGGUUGCAGUAAUAAGCACCAACUUCGAAAGUGCAGCUGCAGGACGGAAGUGGCAGGAAACCGCAGACCCAACUCAUCCCAUCUCUCACUCCCCUGUCUGUCUGCGGUAGCGGAAGAACGGAAGCCGCAUCAAACUACCCCCAGUCGGCCGGAAGUGGUGUUCUGGUUUUGCGUGACAGAAUCAUCUACUAUGUCACAUCGGUGCAUUGUUAAUUGAAGCAAACGUGUAAAGCCCUUGCAGUGUUCCGCACGAACAGCUUUCACAGUGCAAGAUUGAUGGUGGUGCCUUGUGUGCGUGCAUUGGUGUGAUAGUGUAGGUGUGUGUGCGUGUAUGUUCGAAUGUUUGUUGUGCUUGUAGCUCCAGAAGCAGUAGCAACAUUGGACAGAAGUGAAUAGCGGCGGACAAAUAUAUAUUAAUCGAUUGCAGCGGCUGUAUUCCGGCUGUUUGUUAAGUAACGUUAUUACUACCCAUAUCGGUCAAGUGAUAAAACAAACGGAAGUCGAAGAGAAUAAAGCAGCAGCCGUAACUGAACUCUGGUGAUUUGGGCGAACAGAUAGACUGACACGAGCACGAUCCCGAUUUCUUCGGCACGAGGGAAACCAUACUAUUUAAUCAAUCAUGAAUUUUCUCCGUUUCGGCCAGUCGGCCGACAUCGAUAUUUUGUUCGACGGAGCCGAAAACCGUCAGCAGGCGGAAAUCAAAACAGAGGACGGCAAGAAGGACAAGUACCUGCUGUACUAUGAUGGCGAAACAGUGGGCGGAAAGGUGAACAUAACGCUAAAAAAACCGGGCAGCAAGCUGGAACACCAGGGUAUCAAAAUCGAGCUUAUCGGUCAAAUUGAAUUGUAUUACGAUAGAGGCAAUCACCAUGAUUUCCUGAGCCUCGUGCGCGAGCUAGCGCGGCCGGGCGAUCUCAUCCAGAAUACGUCAUAUCCGUUCGAGUUUGCGAACGUCGAGAAACCGUACGAAGUGUACGUCGGCUCGAACGUGCGAUUACGAUAUUUCCUGCGGGUGACAAUUGUUCGCCGCCUGAGUGAUAUCAUCCGGGAGGUGGACAUUGCCGUGCAUACGCUCUCGAGCUACCCGGAUGCGAACAGCCCGAUAAAGAUGGAGGUGGGCAUCGAGGACUGCUUGCACAUUGAGUUCGAGUACAACAAGAGCAAGUACCACUUAAAGGAUGUGAUUGUGGGCAAAAUUUAUUUUCUGUUAGUGCGCAUCAAAAUAAAACACAUGGAAAUAGCCAUUAUCAAGCGGGAACAGACUGGUUCGGGACCUAACAUGUACACCGAGAAUGAAAUCAUUGCCAAGUACGAAAUCAUGGACGGUUCACCGGUGAAGGGUGAAAGCAUACCGAUACGCGUGUUUCUCGCCGGUUACGAUCUCACCGUAACGAUGCGCGAGAUUAACAAGAAGUUUUCGGUGCGCUAUUUCCUGAAUCUGGUGCUAAUUGACACCGAAGACCGGCGGUACUUCAAACAGCAGGAGAUCACACUUUGGCGCAAGGCGGAAAAGACGCGCAAAUCGCUCACUCCAUCGCAAGCGGCCGCCAUUGCUGCGGCCCAGGGUGGGGCGGCCGGUGCUGGACUGAUGCCCGGCCAGCUAGCGGCGUUGACCGGUUCCAGCAAUAAUCCGCACAUACCUCAUCAUCUGGUCGGGCAGGGAACGACGAGUUCGCUCGCCGCGAAGGAACUACCCACGAGUACCGCGGUUGUCGGUGGGCCCGGUUUGCAUGGAGACGGUAGUGCCGAUGAGGAUAGUACCAGCAUGAAACGAUCCGAUGAUUCUAAUCCAAUUAUGGGACUUUUUACGGAGGACAAUUCACAAGCUGAUCUUCGACCUAAACCAGCUGUACGACAACGAAGCGAUGAAACGCAUGCCACAGUUGGUCCGCUGCAAGAUAAUAGUUCCCGUUCGGUAAACAGCAAUCUGAAGCCUGGUGAAAUGCCACUGCAUGUUGAACCGGACGAAGAUUCGCUAACCCAGCAACAGCCACAGCCCUCAGCGGCACAACAACACCUUCACCGCGAAGCAGGAGACGGUGCCGCCUCAAUAUCGCAAACGACUGACGAAGAAACAUCCUCCCUGUUCGAUGCGAACGAUUUGAGCUUCAAUGCGGCCAACAGCAGCGCCCCCGCGUCGGCGACAGUCGCGGCCGCACCAUCAGUGAACGUUUCUGAUCCGACAUCCUCGCCUACGGUUAGCAGCACGAUAACCAAACCAAUGCAGCCGGAAGAUGGUCCCGCUGACGAUGAAACAAUUGCGACGAGCCGGGCCGAACAGGACGCAGACGAUGCUCCACUGGCCGAAGUUACGAGUACGGAAGUGAAUAAUACAAGCAGCACUACUACGACGGGCCCAGCUCAGGCAGCGGCAACGGUGGUGACGAGCUCCGCCUCAACACCGCCUCCAUUGACGGCAAAACCGGCAAAACCUCGGAAGCCAGUACUCGAGUAAGGAGAUGGCCUUUCUCUAGGAUAACGUUCCUUCGGUCUGGCAUGGUUCCCUCUCGGUAAUUCAUUAAAGUCUCGGCUUUCCCACUUGGUGGUGUGUAAGUGUGAGCAGAAACAAGAAGGAAACAGAAUGGUGAUAAGGUGAUAAAGAGGAUUAGAAGCAAAAAUAACACAUUCACACACAUUUCGAGCACCAUUUUAAAGGUAUGGACGUAGCGCUGGAAGGGUGCAGAGUGCGGGCGAUACGAUAAGAAGCAUAACAGAGGAGGGGUAUGUACGAAUGAGGACUGGCAUAUGACAUGUUUCUUUAUUUUUUGUUAUAGAAAACAAAUGUUUGAUUCCUACGAUCCUAUGUCAACAGUGAAAAAUUUAAAACAACUACCAACUGAUUUCGACUGCAAACAAAAGAAAAAGGAUGGCAAUAGAAGAAUCGAAAUUAAUCUACACGAUUGCGGAAAGGAAAGUAACGUUUUGCCUAUGAAUGAUGAAUCGUUGGGUUCACAAAAUAUAUCGUUCCCGAGUUAAACUGCUACAACGGAGCAAACGAUAGAAAGAUUGUAGUAUAGGAAGCUAACAGGGCACUGCUAGAUGAACAUAUACUUUCGGAGCUAUAGGAGCGAACAUGGUUAGAUUACAAUGUGCAUUGUUGUAUGAACGGUCCACCAGAGGUGGUUUUUUGAUAGGAAUUGCAUCAAUAAGUUUUAGAGCCGUUGCGAAUGCGCUCUACACGAUACUCUUAUUGAUGUGCAUGUUCGGUUCUCACAAUUCACCAAAUUUAUCAAUGCUCUGUGGCUCUGGCCGGCCUCAAUGUGUCCAACGGGUCAGUGCUGGGCAGAUUUUUUAUUUAGUCAAUUUUUGGCCGUACGGGGGCAAAACUAGAAUUUGUGAAAAAUAAGGAAAACGUAGCUAAAGUUAGGCAUUGCAGUUAUUGUACUGUGCAUUAUACGCAAAGGUGAGGAACGGUUAAUAAAUACUUUGUAAGCUUUGCUAAUCUAGGUUUUAAGCCAACGCAAUCCUGUAUCCGCAAGGCUAUAUUCUCCCCGUGUUUUUCCUCCCCGUCAUUGGGCGGAGGCAUAGCGUAAUAUAUUUGUUUACUAUUGUUUUCUUGCUUUCCCUUAUUUCUUUCUGGUUAACAUAACGCGAGAGGAGAGAAAGUCAAACGAAGCAAAGUUGUAGUGCUAGUUUCGUAACUCGAAACACUUGUAACGGACUGUUGAAAACAAAAAUUGUUACUACAUUUAAGCGAAAGGAUAGUAAACUGUGGUUCGAAUACAUAACAGCAGAGGAGAGGCACUAUUAACAUAUGCUUACAAAUUUGAUAAGGUCAUGAAGCAGUUGAGCAAUGUAGAGUGAUCCUAGCGGUCUGCCCUAUUAUUGGCUCAAGGAGGGAACACGUUUAAAUUAACAAACGAGAUCAUAAGCACUUGCACGUGGUUAUGUACCGAAUUAAGGUUAAAGCGAAAUCGAUCCGACAACAAUUAGCAGCAGUAUGGAGAAAAAAAUGAUAAAUGGAAAGAUCACUAGGAAGGUGAGCAACAAAACAAGAACUAUGAAAAGUAUAUAUAUAUAUAUUGAAAAUAAACAUGCUAAGUAUAUGAGAUCAACACGCAAGCUGUUGGUACCG
This is a messenger RNA of Anopheles moucheti, 4415 nucleotides long. It is a transcript of the gene Vps26, whose product is annotated as vacuolar protein sorting-associated protein 26B-like. The transcript has 7 exons. The record is from RefSeq and is a predicted model, not a curated record. Bases 960 to 2795 code for a protein of 611 amino acids. Gene Ontology annotation, cellular component: endosome; retromer complex. Lineage: Eukaryota; Metazoa; Arthropoda; Insecta; Diptera; Culicidae. Gene Ontology annotation, biological process: intracellular protein transport; retrograde transport, endosome to Golgi.